Molecule: messenger RNA, 1440 nt
Organism: Penicillium verhagenii
Lineage: Eukaryota; Fungi; Ascomycota; Eurotiomycetes; Eurotiales; Aspergillaceae
Product: ammonium transporter
Exons: 7
Coding region: 1-1440 (479 amino acids)
Biological process (GO): ammonium transmembrane transport
Cellular component (GO): plasma membrane
Molecular function (GO): ammonium channel activity
Source: RefSeq, a predicted model, not a curated record
AUGUCUUCGGCAUUAACCAAUCCAGAUCCCGACUGGCUCAACAAGGGAGAUCAGGCCUGGCAGUUGACUGCCGGGACGCUGGUCGCUCUUCAGUCGAUUCCGGGACUUGCGAUUCUCUAUGCCGGAUUCGUGAAGAAGAAAUGGGCCAUCAACUCCGCAUUCAUGGUCUUCUACGCUUUCUCCGCCACACUUGUCGUCUGGGUGAUUUGGGCAUACAAAAUGGCAUUCGGCGAGCAAUGGGGGAGUUUCCCUCUGGUUGGAACACCCGGUCCCGUCCUAACUAUGAAACAAAACCUGGCGCAAGCAACUUUACCAGCCGCAGAUGUGUCGGUCAAUUUCAACCUGUCAACUAUGAUAUACUUCCAGUUCGUCUUCGCGGCCAUCACGGUCAUCAUUCUGGGAGGAUCUUUGCUAGGCCGAAUGAAUCUUUUGGCAUGGAUGGUAUUCGUACCCCUCUGGAUCACAUUUAGUUAUACUGUUGGGGCAUUCAGUCUCUGGGGCGGAGGAUUCCUCUAUAAAAUGGGGGUCUUGGACUAUUCAGGCGGAUAUGUCAUUCACUUGAGCUCUGGCACUGCUGGAUUUGUUGCUGCAUUCUGGGUAGGUCCACGUUUGCAACGCGACAAGGACUCCUUCUACCCCAACAACAUUCUCCUCAUGCUGGUCGGUGCGGGUAUCCUUUGGGUAUGCUGGAAUGGAUUCAAUGGAGGUGAUCCAUACGCGGCCAGCCCCGAUGCCGGUGUUGCCGUUCUCAACACCAAUAUCUGCACCGCGGUUAGUCUGCUCGUUUGGACUUGCCUGGACUACAUAUUUCUCAAGAAGCCAUCCGUCAUUGGCGCUGUUCAAGGCGAGAUCACUGGCCUCGUGGCAAUCACCCCCGCCGCUGGAUUCGUUGCAGGCUGGGGCGCUGUCAUCAUUGGAGUUUGCUCCGGUUCGAUUCCUUGGAUAUCAAUGAAUAUCCUGGGAAGAAUGAGAUGGAUGAAGAAAGUUGAUGACGUUAUGGGAAUUGUCCAUACCCAUAUGGUUGCCGGAGUCCUGGGUGGGUUUCUCACAGGCAUCUUCGCCACUAUUGAUGGCUGUGCAGCGUUUGGUCUUACGAAUCCCGGCGGUGCGAUCGAAGGCAAUGGAAAGCAAGUAUGGCUGCAAAUUGUGGGUGCCCUAUUCAUUAUGGGCCUCAAUGUCUUUAUCACGACAUUGAUUUGUCUUUUCAUUCAAUAUGUCUUACGUAUACCGUUGCGUAUGACUGAGCAACAACUACUUGUUGGCGAUGAUGCAAUCCACGGUGAAGAGGCAUAUGCAUUGUUCUUUGAGGGCGAGAGAAGCCACAUCAGUCUUAAUGCUAACGCACUUGAGAGUGGCCAUAUCAUCGACAGUCUCAGUGUGGCAAAUGCAGAGGGAGCUAGUGGCAGUGGUCAAGGGACUCCUUCAAAGAAGUCUGAGUGA